This is a messenger RNA of Eremomyces bilateralis CBS 781.70, 2531 nucleotides long. RefSeq lists its product as uncharacterized. Lineage: Eukaryota; Fungi; Ascomycota; Dothideomycetes; Eremomycetales; Eremomycetaceae. Gene Ontology annotation, biological process: DNA-templated transcription; regulation of DNA-templated transcription. Gene Ontology annotation, cellular component: nucleus. The coding region runs from base 214 to 2469 and encodes 751 amino acids. The transcript has 3 exons. The record is from RefSeq and is a predicted model, not a curated record. Gene Ontology annotation, molecular function: zinc ion binding; DNA-binding transcription factor activity, RNA polymerase II-specific; DNA binding.
CGGUGACCAAGUGUCGCUUCCGGCAUCGGGAUUUGACGACACCUGCCACGCGUGCCUUAGGCGUCAUCUCCAUCGCAGCUUAGGCAGCGAAAGAGCCUCAUCACCCUUGGAUUAAUACCUCCUAUCGAGUAUCAACCCGAUCUGGGAUCAAGCAUCGUCAGCCUUGCCGCACUAAACGCUGCAUCAUCAAUAGACGUAUCACCUGCCUCCGACAUGUCGCGCCUAUCCUUCCUCCAGAAGCGCAAGGCGCCCCCAACUGACGGGCCGCGUGUGAACACCAAGAAGCGCCGCAAUGGACAGCUCCAGUCUUGCGAACCAUGCCGCAAAUCCAAGCUGCGAUGCGACCAUAUGAUGCCCGUCUGCACCCGUUGCGAACGACGCAAUCGGUCUACGUUGUGCGUGUACGCAGCGGCUCCGAUGACACGCACUACGCGUCAGAACAGCUCAUCAUCGGUCGCUACGGCUUCAGUGACGGGCUCGUCGGUUGUGCUGGUAGAUCAAGUCCUAACGCCCCGGGAUACUCCCGCUGCUGGAAGCAGUCAAAGAGAUACGGAUAGACAGGAGACGCCUGUGAAUGCCACUAGACCUACCGGGGAUCUUCCACCGUCCGCGUCCAUGGCGUUUGAAGGCGUUUCAGCCCCACGGAAUAUCUUAGGAUAUAUGGGCUCGACAUCCUACUCGUCUGUGUUUGAGGAGAAUCAGGGGACGCUCGGUAUCGAGCGAGAUCCGGAAGGCGAAGACCUGAGGCAUGAACGGCGAUCGAGUCCUGCGCCCGUCUUGGACUACCAGAUCCAACAGGGAGUCGACGUGCUCAAGCUAUUCAAAGACCGAGCAUUAUUUGACAGAUUCAGCAAGAGAUGGUUCGCGAUUUGUCAAGGCAUCGUUGUUAUCGAGCCGGUGAUUAAACAAUUGGCGGAAGGCUUAUGGGCGACAUACGGGAUGGAUUUACGGGAUCAAGACCCGGCGAAGCUACAAGCCCUUUCCCAGAAGAUCUGGAACAAUACCCAGCAACCGCUGAAGUUUGACGGCUCAUUCUCUGCACGGCAAUGGAUUGGAUUGUCAACGGGAGAGGGACUGCGAUGGGAAUCGGUCGCACUGCUACUCACCACCGUCGGGUUGCUUUCGUCGAUGCUUACGGAAUGGGAUCCGAUCUUCACGAACGAAGACGGAUCGCAAAUCAGUAAAGUGAAGCUGACUCGUAAGAUGAGCGCGAAUUCGGACGCUUGCUUGAUGUUUUGCAGGACAGCCGACAGUUUGAAUGAUCUUUAUCUGUGGCUUUUGUACGAGAGCUGCAUACUCCAGACUAUGGUGACUGGUAACGCUUCAAAUUCCGUAUGGAACAGGUCCGGCGAAACCUUCAACACGGCUAUAGCCUUGGGUUUGCACCAAAAGUUAGAGCCGGAUAAAGAUAUUCCUUUUUUCCUUGUAGAGCUACGAAAGCGCACUUUUGUCGCCUCAUAUUCUUCCGACAAGGCACUCUCUACCUUCUUCGGCCGUCCCCCGCGGCUUAUCAAACGGUACUGCAUGCUUCAGGUGCCUCUCGAUUUAAGUGACCACGACCUGGUCUCCGAAGGCGAAGAGCUUCGUCAGGCGCUGGCAUCCUUGGAUUCCGAGGGGUGGAAUACGUCGGGGAUAAUUAAUAGAGGCACAUGGGCUCGGACAUACCUCUACGUGUCCAUGAUCAGAGAAGAUAUCUUGGAGCUCGCGCUAGGUGUCGACUCUGGUGACCUCGAAAAACGCGCGGGAGAGAUUUCGAGGCUCAUCGGUGAGAAAUAUCUAAAGCUACCGAAGCAUCUUCGAGUCGAUUUCGAUACCGCGUUUGGCCAGCGAUUGCCGCCAUUAGACUCGCUCCGGUUGGCGAGCACGCGGCUGAACUACAUGUCCACUGAACUGAUCCUGGAGCGCGUCUUGAUCAAACGCGCCGGCGCUGGGACGGAGAAACUCGUGCAAAUCGCGAAACGGGCGUUGAGCGAUACAUUGACCAUCGUAAUGCGGCGGGAUCUCAUGCGGGACCUGCAGGCCGAAAUCUCCUAUUUUAUGGCCGCCCAUGGCCUCCAUAGCGCCGCAAUCCUCGCCGUCGAGCUGCUUAAGCAAGAGCAAUCCCCACCCGACCGCGUUCGCGUGCUCUCCCGCUCCGAAACGGUCCAAGGCCUCAGCGUCUUCGUCUCAUGCCUGGGCUCAAUUGACCAGAGUGACGGGCACUACGAGAUUCUCCAGCAAGGGCGGCGAUUCUUGAAGCGCGUUCUGGACACCGUCUUGACGCCGCCAGCGCGAGAAGCAACGUCGUCGAAUACCGCCACCUCGCAGACGACGUUGGAUGCGCCGGAGAUUCUGGCAGCGCCCACGUUUGAGCGAAUGGACUGGAACGUCCCGAUUGGGUUCGAUGCGGAUGUGGAUUUUCUAGAGUGGUUGGACAAUGUGGAUUUGGGACAGGGGCAGUUUGGGGAGGAGGCGGCCAGGAUGUUUUGAUCACUGCAGAUGGUUGCAAUACGGUUCUAAGUCACAUAACUCACGACAGCUUCGUGGAAGAA